Mauremys reevesii (Reeves's turtle) is the source of this 2972-nucleotide messenger RNA. RefSeq lists its product as uncharacterized. The record is from RefSeq and is a predicted model, not a curated record. Gene Ontology annotation, molecular function: protein binding. The transcript has 2 exons. Gene Ontology annotation, biological process: signal transduction. Lineage: Eukaryota; Metazoa; Chordata; Testudines; Geoemydidae. The coding region runs from base 537 to 1169 and encodes 210 amino acids.
CACAGAGCAGGCAAUGUGACUCGCUCAAGGUCACCAGCAGAGCUGGGAAUAGAACCCAGGUGUCCUGGGACCCAGCCGCGCUGUCUGAGUGUGCAAGACGCUGGUGCUGUUUUGCAGAGAUAAGGGUGUCAGUCGCUGAAACCUGCAGAUGUCACCAGCUGCGGGAGCAGCCAGGGGCCAUAGGGUGGCCGUGCUACUGAGAUGGCAGGGACCUUUCAGGGUGGGCUGGGGAAACCCCCUGUGCUGUCAGGUGACUCUUCCCUGCUCAGCCCAGCUGCCUGGGCACUGGGGCCUCCCCUCUGCAACGCUUGGGUUCUGUGGUUCAACAGACAGCAAACCUUGGAGAUCAAAGGAAUUUUGAAAGGGGGGGACCCCACAGUCUAAGGGAUGGAGUGGGGAGGGGGCAUUCAGAGAGCAGGUCCCCUGGAGAGGCUGAACAAUGGCUUUUCCACCCAGUCACCCCAAAUCACCUGGCUGGUUUGUUUUGGGGCCUUGCAGGUCUGCCUUUCGGGGGGCCUCUGGGGUGAGGUGCCAGGAUGGCGAUGGGCGAGCAGGUGCUGCACAUCCUGGAGGAUCUGAGAGAGAAGGAGUUCGAGAAGUUCAAGUUUUACCUGCCCCAUGAGGGCACGGCUCCCCACAUACGCCGCGGGAAGCUGGACGGCGCCUCCCGCAUCCAGGUGGCUGAGCUGCUGAUGCAGACGUACCCCCAGGAAGCGCUAGACAUCACCAACCAGGUGCUGCACAAGAUCCCAAGGCUGGACCUGGUCCAGAGUGGCCAGCUCCAGGCAGGAGGAGAAACUGGGAACAGCGGCAACAAUGCAGAUCGCAGUGAGGCCGCAAAUAGCGGCACCGGGGCAAGGAAGCCGCAGGCCCACGAGAGGAAGAUUCUGGUUUCAGAGCAGCAGCUGAUGAAGCUGGCAGGGAAUAUGGGCAAGGCCUGGAGGCAGAUCGGCAUCGAGUUCCUGGGCCUGGAGAAUCACUUUCUGGAGCAGAUCGAGGAGAACAAUCCUGGCGACACCAAACUGCGAGCUUUCAACAUGCUCUUGGAGUGGAGGAAACGAGCGAAGCAGGACGCCACCGCCAUCCACCUUUGCUCCAUUCUCUCCCAGGACGGGGUGCCCCUCCAGCCCGAGGCCCUUGACUGCCUCCGGGACACAGGCAGGGCCUAAGGAGAUCUGGGGGGCUUAGUCCAGGGCAGCGGGUCUCAACCAAGGGUCUGUGGCCCAGGGCAGGAAGCCGAAGACCUGCUGAAGCCUGGGGCCCUGAGCCCUGCCCCUGGGGCUGAAGCAAUGUAGGUUGGUGUGGGACCCCGGGAAGUUCCCCUGCUUCCUAGCCUCUAACGCUAGCCUAGGCUUGUAUAUGCAGAAAAAUAGUUGUUGUGGCAUUGGUGGGCCAAGGAGUUUUUAUAGCAUUGGGUGGGGGGUGGAGAGAGAAUGAUGCUCAGAAAGAAAAAAGUUGAGAACCGAACCCCGGAUCCAGGGGAUGGCGUGGCCUUCUGAUUAAAGGACUAGCACGGUACUCUGGGGACCUUGAUUCAGUUGCCAGUGGUGCUUUAGUUUUGGGGUGUCUGAUUUAAGACCCCCACAGGGCCUGGCUUGCAGAGAAGCCGAGCACCCACUGCUCCCAGUGAUCUUAGCUGGAGUGGAGGGUGCUUGGAAACCAGGCCAUGGGUGGCACCCAGGAAUCAGUAGCCACUUUGGAAAAUGCUGGUCUCUGUCCGGUGCCUCCGUUUACCUACAUGUGCAAUGGGGAAAACAUGGCCAGAUUCUCCAAAGAGCUCAGUGUCCAGCAGCUCCCAUUACUUGCACGGGGCUGAGGGGGGAGGAGAGGAGUUGCUCAGGGGGCCGGAUGUACUUCGUUUAAAGCCACUUUCACAGCCAGCAGCCUCAAGUGCCAGCGAGUCAGGCCCCAGAUCUGUGUCUGGCUGCUUCCCCCAUCCAGCCUACCACCAUUUGCUAGCUGGGGUGGGUCAGUCCAAGCAGGGGGCCCAGGACAGCCCCAGGGAAUGGAUCGGGGCGGGAGGAGACACCUGUGAUCUAGGGCAGCUAUAAAGUGGGAGACCCUGUGGAGGCUGGGCUGGGCUCUUCCCCACUCACAGGGACAUCACUCCACAAAGAACCUGGGGAUCUUCUCUCCCUGGGGGAUCCACUCCCCCAAUCUCUCCUUGGGGGUCUCGUCUAGGCAGCUCUUUUUUAAAGACCGUUUUUACCAAGAAGCACCAUUGAAGCCUUUUUGUACUUGCAAAGAAAUAAACGUCCUCAAAGCCAGCGCCGCUCAGGCCCUGCUUCUCACUGAUUAUCAUCACAGUACGACCCCACGGGGUUGGAUUUCAUCCCAGCCCCGGUGCAGAGCCCUGCGAGAGGGGCACGAAGCUGCCUUGCUCUGGGGCUACUUGUCUCCACUACUGGCCAGGGCAGACUAAUAAUAGCUAGAGCCCUGCAGCGGGACUGGGAUCCCGCAGGACCCACUGUCAGCACAGCGGGAGCAGGGAAAAUGUACUUUGUUGCGGACGGAAUUGGGUGGCAAAAAACCAGACUGUGGUAAUUUGCGGGAAAACAAAAUGCAAGUUUAGCUGCACCUGCUGUUUAAAUUGACCUUCUUAUCAGUCACUGAGCUUGAGCCUCUUUUUAAUAUUUCUUUCUAUCAAAAACCUACAGCGGUGAGCAGUUUUGCCGCUAAAUAUUUUUCAGACAGCAAGAGUAAUCCUGACCUAUAAGUAACUUGAAUGGUUUGUUUCAGCUUUCUAAAAACGGUGCUUAUGCCAUUUAAAACAUUCCAGGUUUUUAAACAACUUUUUAUAAUCAUUAAAAAAAAAAUCUGCAUCUUUUAAGGCAAAAUGAUGGUGUAAUCUGUUUUGACCUUCUGUGUGAUAUACACGACAGCAGUUUGUCAUAAAUAGAAUUUCAGCAACGUAAAGCAAGUUUGGUUUUGUUUGUUUUUUACAAAAAAAAAUAAAGGUUUUAAUACUUAAA